AUGUUGUUGCCAUCAGAGCGUCAAAAUGAAGAUUAUUUCCCUCACACCAUUACUUACGAAGCAUUCACUAAAGAAGUUGAAGGUUGGAACACCAAACUCGAAGCGAAAAAGGACCAGACAUGGGAUGUUCCUCUUUCUAAGAAGAUCCAGGAUUAUCUGGAUUAG
This is a messenger RNA of Funneliformis mosseae, 165 nucleotides long. NCBI's taxonomy places the organism in Eukaryota, Fungi, Glomeromycota, Glomeromycetes, Glomerales, Glomeraceae. The record is from the annotation of a GenBank genome assembly.